Arachis ipaensis is the source of this 1557-nucleotide messenger RNA. Lineage: Eukaryota; Viridiplantae; Streptophyta; Magnoliopsida; Fabales; Fabaceae. The record is from RefSeq and is a predicted model, not a curated record.
CUUUUCAAUUCCAUACCUUAUAAUAAUUAGCUAGCUUUAUUUAUGUAUGAUAUUGUAUAUAGUGUUCAAUAGUAGCACACCAUAAUAAUAAUUAUUAACUUGUGGUGCAUAUCAUAUACUUCUCAAAUUAAAAAAAAAAAAACUUCCAUUUAUUGCAUUACAACUAUAUAACAUAAAUUUGAUUCAUCAAUGGAGUCAAAAAUCACAAAGAUAUGGGAAAUCAUGCCAUUCAUAGUGAUGGUGAUGAUGGAAGGGUGCACCAUAGCACUUACAAUUUUUGCAAAAACCGAAUUGAAUAAUGGAAUGAGUCCUUUUGUGUUCAUUGUUUAUACCAACGCUCUUGCUACCAUAAUACUCUUUCCUUCUUCAUUUUUAUUACACAACAACGGUGGCAGAAAGGAGCCAACACCAUCUUUUACUUUCUCUUUGUUCAUGAGAUUCUUGCUUCUUGGUUUUACCGGGAUAACAAUGACACAGAGCUUUUCAUUCUUGGGUCUAAGCUAUAGUUCACCAAUACUUGUAUGUGCUAUGGGACUCUUGAUUCCAACCUUUAAUUUCCUCCUGUCACUCAUUUCCAGCAGGGAGAGAGAGUUGAAUUUGAGAAGUAGUGGAUUCCAAGUGGAAGUGAUUGGUGUGAUGGUAUCGAUAAUUGGAGGAGUGGAAGCUGAAUUCUUCAAGGGUCCACUAAUAAGACCAACUUCUUCUGAUGACAAACUUCAAUUCACUAACACUAAUAAUAAUAAUAAGCCACUUUUUGUGUUCUCUUCGGUCCCUGAAUUUUGGGUUCUUGGUGGCAUUUUGCUUGUUAUAAAUAAGAAGACAGUUAAGGAAUAUUCGGAACCAAUGAAGGCGGUUGCAUAUUACUCCUUAAUUGGGACAAUUCUGAGUGCCAUAGUCGCUUGGAUUGUGGAGAGGGAUGAUGCAACUGCUUGGAAGCUCAAUCAUGACAUGCAACUCAUUCUCAUUCUUCUUACUGCACUAUUUGGAGGUGUGAUUCGUCCAAAUAUUCAAAUUUGGUUCACUCGAAUGAAGGGACCAUUUUAUGUGCCAUUGUUCAAGCCCUUUGGUAUUGCAUUUGCCACAACUUUUGGUGUUUGCAUCUUCCCUAACAGCCUCCACUAUGGAAGUGUGUUAGGAGCAGCUAUAAUUGGAAUGGGGUAUUAUACAAUAAUAUGGGGACAAAUGAAAGGAGAAGAAGAAAAAAGAUCUGAUGAAAGUUCAGAUAACUUGGACAAGAAGAUACCUCUUUUGCAAGAAAAGAUGGAAGAAGUGUAAAAAGAAGGGGUUCAAAAUUUCAUUGAUGCGAUGCAGGGGAAGCCACCUUACCUAUUAUCAAGAAGCUUUCUCAAAAUUCUCUUGUACAAAGGAGCUCUCAAUAUCCUUGCAAACUCUGUUAGAAUUCUUUCCCAAGUUGCAAAUAUUUUUUUAUAUGAACUGCAACUUUUGUGUAAAUACAGUUAUUAUAUAAUUUGCCAAAAAAAAAAAGUAGGUUGUAACUGUAAAUAUAGUAUGUAUUGAAUGUUGUAUAUAUUACGUCUUAAUGCCUCUUAAGUCGCA